Topomyia yanbarensis is the source of this 1080-nucleotide messenger RNA. RefSeq lists its product as uncharacterized. The record is from RefSeq and is a predicted model, not a curated record. Gene Ontology annotation, molecular function: nucleic acid binding. Gene Ontology annotation, biological process: DNA integration. The transcript has a single exon. NCBI's taxonomy places the organism in Eukaryota, Metazoa, Arthropoda, Insecta, Diptera, Culicidae. Bases 1 to 1080 code for a protein of 359 amino acids.
AUGGCUAUUGUUCGGCAGCAGUUUUGGGUCACUAACUGUCGAAAUACAGUACGCAGUGUAACCAGAAGUUGUGUACAGUGUUUUAAGCAAAAUCCAAGGCUAGCAGAGCAGUUUAUGGGAGACUUACCAAAAGGUCGCGUUGAGCGAGUACCAGCGUUCUUUAAGGUCGGGGUUGACUUUGCGGGACCAAUCUCCAUACGUCAAGGAAUUCGCAAGGCCAUACCAGUGAAGGGGUAUACUUGUGUCUUCGUUUGCUUAGUAACGAAGGCCAUACACCUAGAAGCAGUUGAAAAUUUGUCCACUGCGGCAUUUCUUGCAGCACUGCAGCGUUUCGUAGCCCGACGAGGUGUUCCAGCGGAAAUUUGGAGUGACAAUGGAACAAACUUCGUUGGCGCACGAAACGAGUUGAAGGAGUUGCGUAAGCUAUUCGAACGCGAAGUGACGGAGAAGAAAGUCUUUGAAUUUUGCCAAACAAGACAAAUCAUAUGGAGGAAUAUCCCGCCUAGUGCUCCUCAUUUUGGUGGGUUAUGGGAAGCAGGCGUAAAGAGCGUAAAAUCUGUGCUGAAUAAAAUAUUGAAGCAAGCGACACUAAAUAUUAUAGAGUUUGCCACGCUCCUUUGCCAAAUUGAAGCGAUCCUCAACUCCAGGCCACUGUUCACGCAUUCUGAUGAUCCAGCAGAUGAAGAGGUUCUUACACCUGGACACUUACUGGUUGAUCGUCCUCUGACGGCAAUUCCAGAGCCUUCGUGCGCGGAAAUACCUGUGAACAGGCGCUCACGAUGGCAGCAUAUCCAAGUACUUCGCGAGCACUUUUGGAAGCGUUGGUCCAAAGAGUACAUUGUGGAGCUGCAAGGUAGAACUAAAUGGACACACAGGCACACCAAUGUAAAACCGGGUAUGAUGGUAAUCAUAAAGGAGGACAACUUACCGCCUCAAGUUUGGAGUUUAGGCAAAAUUGAGAAAAUGUAUGCCGGAGACGACAAGUUGGUUCGGGUAGUUGACGUGCGCACCAGAGGAGGAAUCCUGCAGCGACCAAUCCAUAAAUUGGGUUUGCUUCCAAUUCCAGACAACGAAGCUUGA